AUGCCGUCUUCUAUCCAUGAUAACAAUUCUAUUUUACAACAAGGUGAGAACCACAACAAGUCAAGUAAUCCUUCAAUUGAAAAUAGCCUAAGUGUUUUUCACACUCCUCGUUCUGAUUUUAAUCAAUAUACCAGCAGUAGUAAUGAUACACCAGACUCCUAUGUCAAGCAAGUACCAGUAGAUAUACCAGACCCAGAAGACGAAGAAGAAGAAGAAGAAGAAGACGAAGAAGUGGAAGCAGAGAAAGGCCACAGUUUGUUUUCCCUAAGAAGCAAACUUACAGGUAAAAAAAAAAAAAAGAAAAAGAAAAAGAAAAAGAAGCACGUUACUACUACCAAUAAUAUCCAAACACCUGUAACAAAAAACAAAAAACAAAAAAAAAGACAAAAUACACCUCCUGCUAGCAUGGUUGUCAAUAACAACUCUAUUUUUCUGGAACCGGAUCAUUAUAUAUAUGACAUAUUUUUACCAUUAACAACAUAUCACGAUGUGACGCUUCAACUUCACGGUGAUAAGCAGCUGUAUCUAGAUUUCCUAAAGGGGAAAAAAUUAUUUCUUAAAAAAUAUUUAUUUAAUAUUGUAGUUUGUUUUGGUGCUGCUUUUGGCGGAAUGUUCCAUGGAUACGAUAAGGGCAUAACAAACGGUAUUAUAGCAUUGCCUAACUGGCGAACAGACAACCAAAUAACUUCCUCUCACAUAUUGAUUGGUCUUGUUGUAUGUGGUUUCCAGAUCGGUAAUUUAAUCGGAAGUACAUUCACUGAUACUGUUGGUUUUAAAUAUAUCAUACCAUAUUGUAAAUCAAAGUAUUCUACCAAUGGUAGUAGAAAUGGGUAUGCUGUACUAAUGUUUAUUGGUGUUUGGAUGACUUUUAUUGGUGCUGCAGUUUGUAUGAGUAGCACUCAUUGGUGGAGGUUUUUCAUUGGUAGAAUUUUUUGUGGUAUUACAGUUGGUAUAAAUAAUGUUAUAAUUCCAUUGUAUUUAAAAAAAUUGUCGCCUACAAAGGGCCUAAAUUCAUUUUUCCUUAAUAUGUACCAUUUAAACAAUAUCAAUGGCGUACUAACAGGUAAUAUUGUCAUGUACUGCUGCCAUAAGUUUUAUCAGGACCAUAGGACAUGGGUGUUGCCCCCAAUUGGUGGAUAUAUAUAUGGUGUUGUUGUUUUAGCUGCUUUGGCCCUGACUCCAGUUGCUGAAAAAGUUCAUUUUCGUGUAGAAGAAAAAUAUGGGGAGAAAAUAAACACGGAAUCUCUACAAAAGGAACUAGAAAAUGAAAGAGCACAGCAGUCGGAUCUCGCUGACGAUUUCACUGGAGUUGUGGUACAUGACAGUAAUAGCUCUCAUAGUAAUACUACAAGCAGUACGUUCAAUACCGACCUUUUAAAUGAAAAACCAAUAGAAUUACCACCACCAAAUUCAUAUGAUCACGAAGACGUGGUAUCAAGCGAUAUGGUUACAGAUUUUCGAAAAGAUCUAGAGGAGAAUUAUCAAAAACGUAAGGGCAGAUUCAAUGUUAUCCAUCCAGUAAUUUUAACAAUUUUCUAUACACUAUGUGGCUCUCAAUAUCUAUUGUAUUAUAGCACUUGGCUAUUUGAAAAUAUUGCCAUCACUAAUUCAUAUAGAACGGCAAUAAUUUUCGGUGUAGUCUAUGUAGUGGGCAAUUAUCUAUCCACCGUGUUCCCAUUUAAAAAUAAAAAAUGGUUUUACGAUGACUCUACAUGCGGUAUGUUUGUUAAUUGCAUUUGUAUGCUAGUAUAUUCAAGUGUAGGCUAUAAAAUGAUUACGCAUCCAUCAAACAAACAUUCGCCAUCUUAUAAAGUUGGUGGAAAUGUAAUGUUGGCGUUUAGCACUUUGUUGAUGUAUAACACAGGAUUCAACUUAUGUAUGUCCAUUCCGUAUACAGUGGCUGAUGUAUCACCAUACAACAAUGUCAAUACUCAAAGAAUAUGCCAGUAUGUAGAAUGGAUAAUGACUUUGUUUAUUACUCUAUGUACUCCUAUUAUUCAUGAACAUAUUGAUUAUGCAUUUGGUUAUGUUUUUGCUGGCUGUUGCUUUGUUUGUACUUUUUGCAUAUUAUUAUUAAGGUUUUUUUAA
Molecule: messenger RNA, 2088 nt
Organism: Saccharomycodes ludwigii
Lineage: Eukaryota; Fungi; Ascomycota; Saccharomycetes; Saccharomycodales; Saccharomycodaceae
Exons: 1
Coding region: 1-2088 (695 amino acids)
Biological process (GO): transmembrane transport; carbohydrate transport
Cellular component (GO): plasma membrane
Molecular function (GO): carbohydrate:proton symporter activity
Source: RefSeq, a predicted model, not a curated record